AUGGCGAGGCUCGCGGUCGCCGCGCUGGGCUGCGGCUGCCUCGGCGUCGCCGCCACGGUCGUGCGCGAGCCCGUCAGGGUGCCGGGCUGGCCCGAGCUGAAGGGGACGGAAGACAUGGUGUACGUCAGCGGCCUCGGCGGCAUGGACAUGCGGACCGGGAAGAAGGCGGCGGGCGUAGGCAACGAGACGCGGCAAGCCCUCAGCAGCCUGUCCGAGUUGAUGCAGGCGGCGGGAGGCUCGCUGGAGGACGUGGUGUCUUGCGGCGUGAUGCUGGCAGACCUGAAAAGGGACUUCGGGGAGAUGAACGCGGCGUACGCGAAGUUCUUCCCCAAGAGCCCCCCCAGCCGCGUGGCGGUGCAGGCGGGCCUCGCCGGCGGCUCCGUGGAGAUCAAGUGCAUCGCCUCGCUGCGCGGCGGGAAGGAGGUGGUGGCGGUGCCCGGCUGGCCGUCGAUGGCCGGGAAGGUGCCGCUCUCGAUGGUGACCCGGGCGCACGGCACUGUCUAUGCCAGCGGCAUGCAGGGGCUGAACAUGUCCACCUUCCGUCCGGUGCCCGGCGGCGUUGCCGCGGAGACCGCGCAGACGCUGGCCAACGUGGGCGAGGCGCUGGAGGCGGCAGGCUCGGGCCUCGACCUGGCGCUGGGCUGCGAGGUGUCGCUGGCGGACAUGGCGGCCUACGUCGCCGCCUUCCCCAAGGCGGGCCGCCUGGGCGGCCUCCCCGCGCGCAUCGCCGUGCAGGUGGGCGGCUUGGCGGGCAGCGGCAGGGUCGAGAUUCGCUGUACAGGCGCCACCCCGGGGCUCCGCCCGGUCUUGGUUACCGCCCCCGCGCACUGGAAGUCCGGGCCCGUGCCCUUCUCUUUUGCGACGAAGGCUGGGGGCAUGGUCUACGUCAGCGGCAUGGCGGGCAUCGACAUGGCCACGAUGAGGAUGGCGCCAGGCGGCGUGGGCAACGAGACCCGCCAGGCCCUCUCCAACAUCAAAGAGCUCCUGGAGUCGGCCGGGACCACCAUAGAGAACGUGGUCGAGUGCGAGGUGUCCCUCGCCGACAUGGCCGACUUCAAGGAGAUGAACGCGGCGUACGCGCCCUUCUGGCCCCAGGCGCCCCCAGCGAGGGCCGCGGUGCAGGUCGGAGGCCUCUUCUCGGGAAGGGUUGAGAUCAAGUGCACGGCGGCCGCAGGGGCCGGCAGCGCCGAGCUGGUGGUAUGA
Prorocentrum cordatum is the source of this 1203-nucleotide messenger RNA. The record is from the annotation of a GenBank genome assembly. Lineage: Eukaryota; Dinophyceae; Prorocentrales; Prorocentraceae.